AUGGACGCGUCUCAUUACCGUUUGAGCAGGAGCAGUCGGUAUUGCGCGCCCUCUGGUGGUUACAGAGGGAAUGACGUCCACUCAGAUCCGCUAGGUCGCUCGCUACCGCUGUUCUUGUACCCGACUCACGUUGAGCAGCGAGUUUACGAUGGCUCGUACUGUGGCGGCGCGUCUCUACUGUCGUAUCUCCCGCCGUUCCAGGGCAGCUUUGGCGUCUACGAAUGCCCAUUUGAGCCCGCCUUCAUCCAGAAACGCAACGAGCGGGAACGCCAGCGAGUGAAGUGCGUGAACCAGGGAUACGCCAAGCUACGCGACCACCUGCCCAACGCAACCACGGACAAACGGCUGAGCAAAGUGGAGACGCUGCGCGCGGCCAUCCGCUACAUCAAAUACCUACAGGAACUGGUGGAGAAUGCGGGCAGCGCAGAGGAGAACGCAACGGCGUCGCCCCUUUCCAUCUCUGAAUCGUCUUCCGAGGACUCUGUUGGGAGUUAA
Messenger RNA from Pimephales promelas (fathead minnow), 495 nucleotides. RefSeq names its product achaete-scute homolog 5. Gene Ontology annotation, biological process: developmental process; regulation of transcription by RNA polymerase II. Gene Ontology annotation, molecular function: DNA-binding transcription factor activity, RNA polymerase II-specific; RNA polymerase II transcription regulatory region sequence-specific DNA binding; protein dimerization activity. NCBI's taxonomy places the organism in Eukaryota, Metazoa, Chordata, Actinopteri, Cypriniformes, Leuciscidae. The record is from RefSeq and is a predicted model, not a curated record.